AUGUCAACGGACCGUUCGUUCUACAAGAGAAACCCUUCGGAGAGGUGAGCGAGCCAACUUAUUAGUUCUUGUGUUGCGAAAUUAUGCUUUUUCCGUUCCAUUUCGUUCCCCAAAAAGUGUGUCAUUUUGCUCGGAGAACGGCUGCCGACUUCUCUUGAGAAUUGAUGAAAAAAAGACCAAGACAGGGAAGAAGAAGAACUUAAGAGAGCAAGUAUGCUCACAGGAGCAUGAGAGCGAAAACGGGACAUGCUCUCCACAAAACAGCACGAACUUGUUACCUCCCCGUAUUUAUGCAUUCUCUCCCUUUCGUUUCUUACUCGAACAUUGCUCCGCCAAGCGUAAAACAGUGCGUAAAAUGAUGAUAGUUGUUGGAAAAUAUUUUCGGAUUAGUCUCACUUGAAUGAGAAUUCAAGGUUGUCUUCCUUGACAUUUGACUAUCAAAAUCGUGCCCAUAUAAAAAGUGCAUCUGCAAUUUUUCCAUCACUUUUCGCGCAUCCACCAAGGCCGUAGAGGGUUUUUAAUCAUCGCCUCCUCUGCCAGUCACUUUCCUGUCCUCCGUUUCAAGCAGGCGGGAUCACAGCCUUCGCUUCCAACAUGCAGCUUCUUUCUGUGACUCGCUUUAAUUAUAACCUGGAAAAUAAUGUGAAACGAUAACCAUUUUAUGGCUUUUGUUCUCGUCUCUGCCCACUUUCACAUAAAGAAGGAAUCCAAUCGUGAACCUCAGGUGUCACCCCCGCCGUUAUCAUUUCUUAUCUUCUUUUCGGUAUGGAGCCAAGGGUACUUUUCACCAAUGUUGCUUUAUCUACUUGACUCUCACUCUGCACUUUAUCGGUUUUUGUUGCUCUUUUCCUAAAAAAAAAACGUAUUUAUUUCUGGCCGCGUGCGAACUGACUGAACUUCUUCUGCAAAGUGAGAAAAGAUGGUUAGCUGGUCUUCAAAUGUCGACGAAAGGUAUUAUUAGACGGAUUGGUGUAGCUCUGGCAUAGCAACAAUUAGUGGCUUUUGCAGAAAUGCAAUCCGCACUCACUAAAACGUAUCCUUUCAGAGUGUUCGUCAACCGUUCUCUCCGUCUGGAGAAGAUCACUCACUUCGGAUUCGACAUGGACUACACUCUAAUUCGUAAGUGAACCCAGUUCAGUACCAUGAAGUGAACGAACAUUCCAUUUCAGAGUACAAGACCCCGGAUAUGGAGUUCCUGGCAUUCAAUAUGGCCAUUCAGCGUUUGGUUGACACUGGAUACCCGGAGGAGAUCAAGAACUUCAAAUACGAUCCGAUCUUUCCAGUCCGAGGUGAGUACGGUAUCGGCCACGUGCAGCCGAAUUCCUUAACCACACUGCUGCCAAUUAAAAAUGAAUGACACCACACAUUAUGACGAGUAUGUCCUCAACUUUUUGUAUUCUGAUUGGACGAAGAGAAGUUUCCCAUCAUUCUGCGAACAUUGAACACGACGCGCACCAUCAUAAAUCAGUCGUUCCCAUUUGUUUUCGACGAUCAGCCCAUGUUGUCGUUGACAGAUAUUCUAAAUCUUAGAAUUUCGUCACUUUCGGUAGUAAUGUUCAUGUGAAAGCGCGAAAAAGACGACCUUGUAAUCGCCUGGCAUUAGAAACGUUUAGUGGGGUGAAAAGAACAGAUAAUCUUCAUGUAAUGAUGGUGUUGAUAGAGAGUAAUCACCUUGUAAUACGCUCUUCUUCUUUCAGGUUUGUGGUUCGAGUUUCAAUACGGAAACUUGCUCAAAGUGGACGGGUUUGGAAACAUUCUCGGUGGAAUUCACGGACUUCGCUUCCUGAAAAAGUGCGUGAACGCAAACGCAAAACAAUCACACAAAAACAAAAUUACAUGCUUUAUUUUCAGUCAUGAAAUCGAGGAGAUGUACCCGAACAAGUACCUGCCGCUUUCGGAUUCGCGCGUCUAUGUGCUCAACACGUUGUUCAACCUGCCCGAGACGCAUCUUAUCUGUCAGCUCAUCGACUUCUUCGACAAGCAUGCAGACUACUCUCAGUGAGUGAAAUUGCAAGGACGAAUCGUUCAAUCACCUCUUUCCAGACUUGCUGAUAAGACCGGAGUGAAGGGUGGCGAGGUGAUGAUGUCAUACAAGUCGAUUUUCCAGGACUUGAGAAGAGUGAUCGAUUGGGUUCACGUCGAGGUGAGACUGAGAGCACCCUGGGGAAUGAGACGAAAGAUUUGUUCAGAGCUCGAUGAAGCAGCAAGUGAUGGCCGAUCCGGAGAAGUAUGUGCUCCGCGACGAGCGUGCUUCUCGCUUUUUGAACCAGCUGAGAGAGCACGGAAAGAAGACUUUCCUGCUGACGAACAGUGACUGGUCGUACACUAAUGUGAUGAUGAAGUUCAUUCUCGGCGACGAGUGGAGACAGUACUUCCACAUCAUUGUUGUCGACUCGUGCAAGCCGAGAUGGUUUGCCGAGGGAACCGUCUUCAGAGAGGUCAACACUAACACUGGAUCCUACAAAUUGGGAAUCCACACCGGACCUCUGCGAGAGGGGGUCGUCUACUCUGGAGGUUCCUGCGAUGCCUUCCAGAAGAUGAUGAAGUGCCGUGGAAAGGAAGUUCUCUAUGUGGGAGACCACAUCUUCGGAGACGUGCUCCGCUCGAAGAAGUCUCGCGGAUGGAGAACUUUUCUUGUCGUCCCGGAACUUGUGAAUGAGCUGACCGUCUGGACCGACAGCAAGCCGUUGUUCGAUGAGAUGGGCGGUAUGGAGAGCACUCUAGCCGAUAUCUACAAGCAUUUGGACGGAGCUUCUCGUCACAAGCCCGUUGUCAAGGAUAUUGUUGAUAAGAUUAGAGUGAGUGCAUGUUCUUUUUAUCAAAUCACAUCAACUCUUGCAGAAACUGACUAAUCAAAUGGACGAGGAGUACGGAUGUUUGGGAAGUUUGUUCAGAACCGGAGGCAGAACCACUUUCUUCGCUGCUCAAGUUGAGAGGUGAGCGGAAAUCCCCUUUAGGAUAUCUGAAUCAAAUCAUCUUUCGCUGAAAGAUUUUGUUCUAAAAAAGGGAAGCAAGUGCAAAGACCAAUCCCAUUUCAGAUAUGCUGACGUCUACGCUUCUUCGUGCUACAACCUGGUCCAUUACCCAUCGUUCUACUAUUUCCGUGCUCCAAUGAAGUGCAUGCCGCACGAACUGACUGUCGACCACGCUUCCACCCUGAGAUCUCGCUCGAACACUUUGGACCGUCAGGAAAGCGUCGGACAGCAAGUGCGAGGAUGGAACAGAAAGACGCUGAACGACCAGGAAACAUUCUGUCACGAGGAAGAAGAAGAUGAGGAUCAGACCGGCAGCAGCGGCAGCGAUGGCGAGGUUUGUAUCUGCACGGAAAGUUCAUCUCGCAGAUAACGAGUGUUUCAGGCAGCGAAGCGUGAGCGCACCAAGUCGGGCAGCGACGAUUCUUCGAACGUCGGCGACAUCACUUUGGAGCCCCACCAGGACGUGGUCACGCCGGCUCCAGCUUUCGUUGAUAACACUGCUUGA
Caenorhabditis sp. 36 PRJEB53466 is the source of this 3480-nucleotide messenger RNA. The record is from the annotation of a GenBank genome assembly. Lineage: Eukaryota; Metazoa; Nematoda; Chromadorea; Rhabditida; Rhabditidae.